CAAGACAAUUUUUUCCAGCCGAUUCCAGAAUCGAUUCUUUGAUUUCAACAUCGAUAUCUAUGCAAAAAUGUUGAUCUGAACAGCUGUCUUUGAGUUCAGACAUUGCUUCUCAUUACAAAAUAUAUAUCAGUGGCACAAACAUAAAAAUAUCUAUACGCAUAUGACGUUAUUUCAACCAAAAUAAUUCAUAUUCUUAGUUUCAAAUUCUGCCGCUAGGGGAGUAACCGGAAGUGAACGAAUUUGUUGGCUAGUCACCAGGCAACAGACUGAAAAGUUGAUGAAUGGAGGAGAACUGAGAUAAAUACACUAUAACUUGAGGACUUUGAAGCACAAUUAAAAUGACAGGGGCAGCUUCUGCAAUAGAGGCUGUGGAAGAUCAAAUCCGCACCACUGCACAAACAAAAAGAAUCCGAGCAUCUGGCUUCUUCCUUGAUCAUGACAGACUACGUUCAGGAUGUGUCACAGAAACACAGUUUUUCCGGGUGCUCUGGCAAAACCUUGAGGUGAAGCUUACCAAUGAACAAGAGGCACUCCUGGCACAGAAAUACAAAUUGAAGCGUAAUGGCACGGAGUAUAUGAACUAUAAAGCUUUCUGUGAUGUCAUAGAGCGACCUUUUGAUGCAGGAGACAUGUCUAUGAAUCCUGUCACACAAAAAGUUGAACCCCAAGAAUUCCUUGGUACAAUGCGAUCUAUUCGCCCUUUGAGUCCAGCAUCUGAGAAGCGUAUUGAGAACCUUCUUGAGAGGAUGCAGCAGUUUUACAAAUAUCACGGCAUCAAUCUUAGGACAAGUUACAGGGAUUUCGACAGACAUCAUAUAGGAGUUGUCACUGAAAGUCAGUUCUACAGAAAUUUCCCUGGGCCCGAUGAUGUGGAUGAGAAAGAGGUUCAUUUGCUGGUGCGUAAAUACCAAGAUCCUGACCGCCCUGGCUUGCUCAAUUAUCUUAACCUCCACCAUGACCUCGUAGCGAUUGGUCAGAGAAUGGAUGCCCCAGAUACAUCACUCCCACAGACAUCAAACAUCAGUGAUUUUAUCACCGCAACACCUGGAGCAGAUGCAACAUUCCAAGCAAUCUUUGAUCGCAUAAUGGUUGCUGUCUACAAACAUGGAGUUCGUACAAUUGAGUUUUUCAAAGAUCAUGAUAAGUUGAAGAGUGGAGUUAUCACUGAGAAUCAGUUUGUAUGUGGUUUGACAUUGGCUAUUGGAAAGGAGGCUCAGUUGACGAGGAAUGAGAUCCAGCGUGUGGCGGAGUUCUACAAGAAUCCAGAUACACGUAUCAGAUAUAAGGAGUUCUGUGAUGCUAUGGAGAAUGCCUUCAAUGUCCCAGACUUAGAAAAGAAGCCAUUGCAGGAAGUGAGCAGGCCACCAAGGGGUGCACUCUCUAGGACACUUGCCCCAUUGACUGAGGCAGAAGAGGCAAGGCUGAACCAAGUCCUACAGACCCUGAGUGAUCAAGUCAGGAAGAGGCGCCUCAUGAUGUACCAGUACUUCAAAGAUUAUGAUAGGGGUAAGAAUUACACUAGGAUUGUGACAAAGCCUCAGUUUGCACGUAUCCUCCACUUCCUCAGCCUGAAUGUGUCUGCUGAGGACAUGAAACUGUUGUGUCGCAAGUUUGAAGAUCCAUACUCCUCAGAUGUCAACUAUCCUGCAUUUGUACAGUCAGUGGAUCAAGAAUAUGUUGGUUUCACUAUGCACCCUCCCGAGAAAGAGUCAAUCCUGACCCCACAGGACCGGGCCCCCAAGCCUGAAGAAAAGAUUGAUUACAGUGAUAUUAGCUUUGAUGACCUCAUGGCUCGUAUCAGAGACCAUGUCUCGAAGAAUAGACUCAGGGUAAAUGAGUAUUUCCAAGACUACGACCCUCUGAGGAAUGGCUCUAUUAGCAAGCAGCAGUUCAGGAGGGGACUUGGACUCCUGGGACUCAGUAAACUGGGACAACAUGACCUGGACUCUAAACAGUUCCAAGCCCUACAGGACUAUUAUCAGAACCCAGUGAAAGCCGACCAAGUGCUCUGGACAAAAUUCCUUUGGGAUAUUGAGAGCGUAUUCACACAGCCUAACCUUGAAAAAGACCCCUGUCUACAGGUCCCUCCACAAGAGAUCUUCCGGGUUCCUAAACCUGGCACUAUAAAGUGGGAGAAUGCCUCAGAUGAUCACAAAGAUCUGUUUGAAUCCGUCAUGGAGCGUCUCCGCCAAAGAGCCAAUCAAAGACGAGUUCUUGCUAAACCUGUAUUCCAAGAUUUUGAUAAGCAUAACAAUGGUCAUGUGACCCGGGUACAGUUCCGUCAAUGUUUAACGAUGUUGGAGUUACAUGCGACUGAAGGUGAGAUGGCAGCACUUGAGGCGAAAUUCUGUAACGACACUGGGUUUAAUUAUAUUGGCUUUCUCGAGGAAUUACAGCCGAGUGUCACACCAGAGUUUAUGUACAGUAAACGUCUCAGUGAGUUGAGGUUGGCCAAUCAGAAGAAGAAGGGAUCUCUACCAGAACUUAAUGCUGCUGGGGAUCUGGAAGCAAUUCUGUCUAAAAUUAAAACUAAGGUGUGUAAGGAGAGGAUACGAGUGCUGGAAUUCAUGAAAGAUUACGACAAACUAAGGAUGGGACGCAUGCUGAAGGCAUCAUUCCGUCGUGCCUUGGAUCUCUGUCGAUUUGAGCUCAAGGAAUCAGAAAUCGCAAUUCUCGAGGACAGAUACCAGUCCCAAGGAGAUUCGGAUUAUGUUGAAUACCUGCGGUUCUCAGAUGAAAUCGAGUCAAUCUUCACCACCAAGAAUCUGGAAAAGGCUCCUUUACUAACAGUGGAGCAGUUUAAACCCCCUGUGGAAUGGGAACAGAAUAACCUUGACCCUGAUGCUGAGGAGCUCAUCAGUAGUUGCAUGAGGAGAAUUGGAGAGAAGGUGAGAAAGCACAGAAUGCAGCUAUUCCCAUUGUUUGAGGAUUAUGACAGAGUACACAAUGGAACCGUAUCCAGAUCACAGUUCCGUCGUGUCCUCAGUGAACUAGAACUUGGAUCUCUUGUCAACGAACAGGAAUUUGGACUUUUAUACAAGAAAUUUGAUGUUAAAGUUGGAGGAAAGGAUGAUGUCAAUUAUAUCGCAUUUUGCGAUUUAAUCUAUGAACUUGCCCACUUUGAAUGGCGUAAACCAUAGUGAGAUUAAAAUUGAAGAGAAGGCAAUAGAUUGUAUUAUAAAUAUAUAGUCGUAUUGGAGAAAAAUAUAUAUAAAAAUUCUAACAUUCAGAAAAUGAGUAAUGAAAAACUUUCUGCCUUGACAUUCCAUUGAAGAGGACAUGAAUUUUUUUACAAUAAUUUUAUAAUUAAAAAGUCAGCUCCAAAUUUAGUGCUAGAAUUGAUAUAUGUAACAAUCCACUUUAACAUCUUCUUUAAAUGUUCAAUCUAAUGCUACCACCCCAAGAAAUACCUUCUGCUGUUCAGUCUAACAUACCGCCCCAAGAAAUGUCCAAUUUGAAGUGACCUCUAAAUUAAUUUACUUAAAACAUGUUUCUUUGGGCUGUAAUUUAAAGUCUGUAAUCAUUUGACAACUUCUGCGAUACUUUUUGAAAUUAUGAGUUCUUUAUGUUUUCUUCCGGCAAAACUGCUGUCAGGCUGUAAUUUAGCCAAAAUCCACAAUGUUUAUUUCAAAAAGAGAUAUAAGUAUUGCAAGGAUAUUUUAGCAUUAAAUCAUUUUUUCUGCUUUUGCAGUAUGUGAUAUAUUCUAUUCCAUUGAUUACAAUUUAUGUGAUAAAGCAUUCCGUCCAAUGAAAAUAAGGUAUAUUAUUUGAAUACCUUUGUAUAUAUGUAUAUAUUGUUAAUAAAAUUAUAAAUAUUUACAAAUACAACAUGUAUUAUUUGAUGUAUA
This is a messenger RNA of Owenia fusiformis, 3848 nucleotides long. The record is from the annotation of a GenBank genome assembly. NCBI's taxonomy places the organism in Eukaryota, Metazoa, Annelida, Polychaeta, Sabellida, Oweniidae.